ACCCUUCACCGGUCUCGUUGCCGUUCUCUUCUCGCCCUCUUCUCUAUUAUCUUCUCGCCUUAUCUGCUUCAGUCUUCUCUGAUUUGGAUUUUUUGUUAGAGUUUGAGAAGAUCUCCGAUUCUCUGCACCGCCGUACUCCCCCAAAUCAACCGACUCUGCACCGCCCUAACUCCCCCAAAUCAACCAAGUUUAACAAGGAAUAUCGAAGCCACAACAAUGUGUAAAAAAAACUCGCCGCAUUUAGCUUCAACGCCCACCCUGCUUCGUCUCGCUCCUCCGUUCCUCUGAACAAAGUUUGGAGGUCCGAUGGAGGGCAACAACAGAAUAGGCUACGCCUGGGCUGUCUCCGCCGGACUCACCGCCGCUCUUGCUGCCAUUUCUGCUAAGCGCUUCACUUCUCAGAUUAUUAGGUAUGGUUUCGUGGUAUUAUUCAACGCGACAAUGUGGGGAUGUUAUAUCAACAGCCUUAAAGUUCUCUCUUCUCUUCAAGCUACGGUGACGAACUUCGCCACUAAUUUCCUCACUUCUGGUCUAGCUGGAUACUUUUUGUUUGAAGAAGCAUUGUCGUUUCUGUGGUUUGCAGGAGCUAUGCUUAUUGUGGUUGGGGUACUAGUACUAAGUAAAUCGAGUAUUGAGUGGAAGGGAAGCACAGAUUAAUGCUUCCGCGUUCUACUUCUCCAUUUUGAUUAACUAGUGAAAUGAGACCCUUUUUUUUUCUCAAUAUAAUGAAACGAGGAAAGAGGGGGAAAAGUAUGAUUAUGUACAUUAACUAUAGAGAUGCUAUUGCUUCUGUGUAAUUUUAACACUACAAGUUUACUAGGAAGAUCUUUUUUCCCAAGCCACCUUGGUCCAUGGCAGUAAAAGCACAUAUGUUCGUGCAAAGGAAAAGAACGUCAAUAACGAAUAAAAAAAAAAAGGAGAGAAAAACAAAAUCAUGAUUU
Messenger RNA from Morus notabilis, 941 nucleotides. RefSeq lists its product as uncharacterized. Bases 307 to 657 code for a protein of 116 amino acids. The record is from RefSeq and is a predicted model, not a curated record. The transcript is spliced from 4 exons. NCBI's taxonomy places the organism in Eukaryota, Viridiplantae, Streptophyta, Magnoliopsida, Rosales, Moraceae.